Molecule: messenger RNA, 10810 nt
Organism: Paramisgurnus dabryanus
Lineage: Eukaryota; Metazoa; Chordata; Actinopteri; Cypriniformes; Cobitidae
Gene: fbn3
Product: fibrillin 2b
Molecular function (GO): calcium ion binding
Source: RefSeq, a predicted model, not a curated record
CCCUCACAGGGGCAACAGUGCAGUUUUCCAUUCAGUGGAUCAUAUCCCGUGACAAUAACGGACUCCUUCAGGCAUUCCGACACAUCUGAGCCUGGAGUGCUCUUACCUCACACACUUGAAAGACGCAUCUGAGGAGCUCAUCAAAAGAGAAGAGUUUUAUUACGGGUGACGCACGUUUACAGGAGGUUUAAGGAGUCGCACAGCAGGGGCCAAUGGGAGCUUGGAAGUUGGCCAAGGUGGUGCUCGGAUGGGUCGCGGUCUGGUGGGCCGCAACGUAUUCGGUGCAGGCGCAAGGUGACGGAGACAUCCAGGCUAGUCGAUUCUCUGGAAAACCAGAAGGGGAGGCGCAACUCAGGGUCCGUCGGAGAGGCCAGGAGACCCUCAGGGGGCCCAAUGUAUGUGGUUCUCGCUUUCACUCCUAUUGUUGUCCAGGAUGGAAAACGCUUCCUGCAGGGAACCAGUGUAUCGUUCCGAUCUGUAGAAAUACAUGUGGCGAUGGCUUCUGCUCAAGGCCCAACAUGUGCACCUGCUCCAGUGGUCAUCUUUCCCCAAACUGUGGAGCGGCCGCAGUCCAGUCCUGCAGUGUUAGAUGUAUGAAUGGAGGAGUUUGUAAUGACGACUCCUGCGCGUGCCAGAAGGGCUAUACAGGAACUCACUGUGGACAACCUGUGUGUGAGAAUGGAUGUCAAAAUGGCGGACGCUGCAUCGGCCCCAACAGAUGUGCAUGUGUCUAUGGGUUUACCGGGCCGCAAUGCGAGAGAGACUACAGGACAGGACCUUGCUUUACUCAGGUCAACAACCAAAUGUGCCAGGGUCAGCUGAGCGGGAUUGUGUGCACCAAGACGCUUUGCUGUGCCACCAUCGGGCGAGCGUGGGGUCACCCCUGCGAGAUGUGCCCCUCCCAGCCCCACCCUUGCCGAAGAGGUUUCAUUCCCAACAUCCGGACCGGUGCCUGUCAAGAUGUGGAUGAAUGUCAGGCUGUUCCCGGGCUGUGCGCCGGAGGUAACUGUAUCAACACCGUCGGAUCCUACGAGUGCAAAUGUCCCGCGGGCCAUCGGCAGAGUGAGACCAACCAGAAGUGUGAAGAUAUCGACGAAUGCGCGACCAUACCCGGAGUGUGCGACGGUGGAGAAUGUACGAACACGGCCGGGAGCUACGUCUGCACCUGUCCGCGUGGUUACGUCACCAGCACAGAUGGAUCAAGAUGUGUCGAUCAAAGGGUUGGUACUUGUUUUUCCACUGUGACGAGCGGGCGAUGUGCGUCCGAGUUGGCCGGACAGUACACAAAGCCGCAGUGCUGUUGUGAGACGGGCCGCUGCUGGGCUCUCGGACACCUUCCUGAGAUGUGUCCUGUCAGAGGAUCGGAUGAAUACAGGCGCCUUUGCAUCCAGAGGCUUCCGUUCGGCACCGGUAACGGCGGGGGAAUCCAUGGUGGAACAAUUAAUGGCGGUGGCGUUUAUAACGGCGGUGAUUUCAACGGUGGUGGUUUCAAUGGUGGUGGUUUCAACGGUUACGGCAUCAAACAUCCAAACCAGAACGGAAACGGAGGCUCCCACAUUAACGGUGGCGUCGGCGGUGACCCGGCUGGAAACGGCAAUGGGGGCAUAAAGACGCCAAUCAGCCAAUUAAACGAGACCACAAUCGACGUGUGCAAGCAUUUCACCAACCUUUGUCUCAACGGCCGCUGUAUUCCCACCCCGACCAGCUACAGGUGCGAAUGCAACAUGGGGUACAGGCAGGACGUGCGAGGAGAAUGCAUUGACGUGGACGAGUGUACCAGUAACCCUUGUGUGAAUGGAGACUGCGUUAAUACUCAGGGAUCUUACCACUGCAAAUGCCACGAUGGAUACCAGAGCACACCCACCAAACAAGCUUGCAUUGAUAUUGAUGAAUGUAUCGUAAACGGGGUGAUGUGUCGUAACGGCCGCUGUGUGAACACAGAUGGAAGUUUCCAGUGCAUCUGUAAUGCUGGUUUUGAGGUCACACCUGAUGGGAAAAACUGCAUCGACCACGAUGAAUGUGCCACUACCAACAUGUGUCUCAACGGCAUGUGUAUAAACGAAGACGGAAGUUUUAAGUGCAUCUGCAAACCUGGAUUCGCUCUGGCGCCCAAUGGACGUUACUGCACAGACAUUGAUGAAUGCCAGACGUCAGGGAUCUGUAUGAACGGCCGCUGUGUUAACAACGAAGGAUCGUUCCGCUGCGAGUGCCCGCCCGGUCUGGCCAUCGACGUGGACGGACGCGUGUGCGUGGACACCCACAUGCGCACCACCUGCUACGGGGCCAUAAAGAUGGGCACCUGCUCUCGCCCGCUCCCUGGGGCGGUGACGAAAUCAGAGUGCUGCUGUGCCAACCCUGAACAUGGGUUUGGAGAGCCCUGUCAUCCCUGCCCGGUGUUGAACUCUGCUGAGUAUCAGGCGGUGUGCAGUAGCGGGCCUGGAAUCACCACAGAUGGGCGAGACAUCAACGAAUGCGCUUUGGAUCCAGAUAUCUGUCAGAAUGGGAUCUGCGAGAACCUGCGCGGCAGCUACCGUUGCAUCUGUAACAUCGGCUACGAGUCCGACGCUAGCGGCAAACAUUGCGUCGACAUUAACGAAUGUUUGGUGAAUCGCUUGUUGUGCGAUAACGGUAUGUGCAGAAACACGCCGGGAAGUUACACAUGCUCGUGUCCUAAAGGAUUUUCUUUCAAAGCCGACUCAGAGACCUGUGAAGACAUUAAUGAAUGUGACUCGAAUCCCUGCAUCAACGGCAUAUGCCGCAAUGUGGCCGGAUCCUUCAACUGCGAAUGUUCCCACGGGAGUAAACUGGACUCUACAAACACCGUCUGUGUCGACAGCAUGAAAGGAACCUGCUGGCUAAAUAUCCAGGACGGCCGCUGUGAGGUGAAUAUAAAUGGGGCUACGCUGAAAUCAGAGUGCUGUUCGACUCUGGGGGCGGCCUGGGGAAGCCCAUGUGAACGAUGUGAAAUUGACGCAGCUUGCUCGAAAGGUUUCGCUAGAAUGAAAGGACUCGUAUGUGAAGACAUCAAUGAGUGUGAAGUGUUCCCCGGUGUUUGUACAAACGGUCGCUGCGUGAACACGCAAGGUUCGUUCCGAUGCGAGUGUGCGGAGGGACUGUCGCUGGACGGAGCCGGACGAACUUGUGUCGACAUUCGUAGCGAGCAGUGUUACAUGAAAUGGGACGAAGACGAGUGUGUCGAGCCUUUACCGGGUCGGUACCGUGCGGAUCUGUGCUGUUGUACGGUGGGAGCGGCGUGGGGCGUCGACUGUGAAGAGUGUCCCAAACCCGGCACACCCGAAUUCAAAACUAUCUGCCCGCGAGGACCCGGAAUCGCCAACCGUGGGGACAUUGUUACCGGAAGACCCUUAUAUAAAGAUGUGAAUGAAUGUAAGGUCUUCAGAGGUCUGUGUACUCACGGGACGUGCCGAAACACCAUCGGAAGCUUCAAGUGUCGAUGCAACAGCGGUUUCGCACUCACUAUGGAGGAGAGGAACUGCACGGAUAUCGAUGAGUGCACCAUCUCUCCUGACCUGUGCGGUCAAGGCACAUGCAUCAACACGCCCGGCAGUUUCGAGUGUGAAUGUUUCGAUGGGUAUGAGAGCGGGUUUAUGAUGAUGAAGAAUUGCAUGGACAUUGAUGAGUGCGAGCGAGACCCUCUGCUGUGUCGCGGGGGUACGUGUCUGAACACAGAGGGUAGUUAUGAGUGCGAUUGCCCUCCAGGACAUCAGCUGAAUGUAGAGGGAUCUGUUUGUGAAGAUGUGAAUGAGUGUCAGUUAAGCAGCACCCUGUGUAAGAACGGUCAGUGUGUUAACAUGGUGGGCACGUACCAGUGUUCCUGUGACACAGGUUACCAGGUCACACCCGACAGACAGGGCUGCGUCGAUAUCGACGAGUGCACUAUCAUGAACGGAGGUUGCGACACUCACUGUACGAACUCGGAGGGCAGUUAUGAAUGCAGCUGUAGUGAAGGUUACGCUCUCAUGCCCGACCUGAGGACCUGCGCCGACAUCGACGAGUGUGAAGACACACCGGACAUCUGCGACGGCGGCCAGUGCACGAACAUCCCUGGAGAAUAUCGCUGCCUCUGCUACGAUGGUUUCAUGGCUUCCAUGGAUAUGCGGACGUGUAUCGACGUCAACGAAUGCGACCUGAACCCCAACAUCUGCCUACACGGAGACUGUGAGAACACCAAGGGUUCUUUCAUUUGCCACUGUCAGCUGGGAUAUUUCGUCAAGAAAGGGUCCACGGGCUGUACAGAUAUUGACGAAUGUGAGGUUGGCGCCCAUAACUGCGACAUGCAUGCCGCUUGCGUCAACAUUCCCGGUAGCUUCAAGUGUCGUUGCCGUGACGGAUGGGAAGGUGAUGGAAUCAAAUGCGUUGAUGUGGAUGAAUGCCUCACCGAGGAGCACAACUGUAACCCCAACGCCGAGUGCAUGAACACGCCUGGGUCGUAUCGCUGCUCGUGUAAGGAGGGCUUCAACGGAGAUGGAUUUACUUGCUCCGAUAUGGAUGAGUGCGCAGACAAUGUGAAUCUAUGUGAGAACGGUCAAUGUCUCAACGCUCCCGGCGGAUACCGUUGUGAAUGUGAGAUGGGCUUCACGCCAACUGAGGACAGCAAAGCUUGUCAAGACAUCGACGAAUGCAACUUCCAGAACAUCUGCGUGUUCGGAUCGUGUCAGAACUUGCCGGGAAUGUUCCGCUGCGUGUGCGACUACGGAUACGAGCUGGACCGCAGCGGAGGAAACUGCACAGACAUCAACGAGUGUUUCGACCCAGUAAACUGCAUCAACGGGCUGUGUGUCAAUCUACCCGGUAGCUACCUGUGUAACUGCCCAACGGACUUUGAGCUCAACCCCACUGGAGUGGGCUGCGUGGACACACGUGUUGGAAACUGUUUUCUGGACACACUGUACCGUGGAGAUGGAGGCAUUUCUUGCAGCGCUGAGAUCGGUGUGGGCGUGACCCGAGCGUCCUGCUGCUGCUCGCUGGGCGGAGCCUGGGGCAACCCAUGUGAACUUUGUCCUCCCGUUAACUCGACCGAAUACAAAACUCUCUGUCCCGGAGGAGAGGGCUUCCGGCCGAAUCCCAUCACUGUUAUCCUAGAAGACAUCGACGAAUGCCAGGAGCUUCCGGGUCUGUGCCAAGGUGGCAACUGUGUCAAUACAUUUGGCAGCUUCCAGUGCGAAUGUCCAGACGGCUACUACCUCAACGAAGAGACCCGCAUCUGUGAAGAUAUCGACGAAUGCACAGCUCACAUUGGCAUCUGCGGACCGGGAACCUGUUACAACACUCUUGGAAACUACACAUGCGUCUGUCCACCCGAGUACAUGCAGGUCAAUGGAGGAAAUAACUGCAUGGACAUGAGAAAGAGCGUGUGUUAUCGUAACUACAACGAUACGUGCGAGAACGAGCUCUCCUUUAACAUGACGAAGAAAGUCUGCUGUUGUGCGUAUAAUGUCGGUAAAGCCUGGAAUCGACCGUGUGAGGCGUGUCCAAUCCCAGCUACCUCCGAGUACCAGCUCUUGUGUGGAAACCAGGCUCCCGGCUUCAUCAUCGACAUUCACACUGGAAAACCCGUCGAUAUCGACGAGUGUCGGGAAAUACCGGGCAUCUGCGCUAACGGAGUGUGCAUCAAUCAGAUUGGAAGUUUCCGCUGCGAAUGUCCCAUGGGCUUCAGCUACAACAACAUCCUAUUUAUAUGCGAAGACAUCGAUGAGUGUAACAGCGGUGACAACCUGUGUCAGCGUAAUGCCAAAUGCAUCAACAUCCCUGGCAGCUACCGCUGCGAAUGUUCGGCAGGGUUCAAGCUGUCACCUAGCGGUGCUUGUUUGGAUCGUAACGAGUGUCAAGAGAUCCCGAACGUUUGCAGUCACGGUGAGUGUAUCGAUACUCAAGGCAGCUAUCGCUGUCUGUGUCACAACGGCUUCAAGACGACGGCGGACCAGACCAUGUGCAUGGAUAUCGACGAGUGUGACAGACAGCCGUGUGGAAACGGCACCUGUAAAAACACAGUGGGUUCCUACAACUGUCUGUGCUUCCCCGGGUUCGAGCUCACCCAUAAUAACGACUGCAUGGAUAUUGACGAGUGCGUAGUGCAUUCUGGUCAGGUCUGUAGAAACGGGCAGUGUAUCAACAGCAUGGGUUCCUUCAAUUGUCUAUGUACAGAUGGAUAUAACCUAACGCCGGAUGGAAAGAACUGCGUCGAUGUCAAUGAAUGUGUAACUAUCCCUCGUGCUUGCCAACCGGGAACCUGUCAGAACCUGGACGGCUCGUUCCGCUGCAUCUGUCCGCCCGGAUACGAAGUUCAGAACGACAAAUGCGUCGACAUCAACGAGUGUAACGUGGAGCCCAACAUAUGUCAGUUUGGCACGUGUAAAAACACGCCAGGCAGUUUCCAAUGCAUCUGCCAGCCUGGUUUUGUGCUGUCUGAUAAUGGCCGACGCUGCUUUGAUACCCGAGAGAGCUUCUGUUUUACACGAUUCGAAGCUGGUAAAUGCUCGGUUCCCAAACCCUUCAACACCACCAAAGCCAAAUGCUGCUGUAGUUUGCUGCCGGGCGAGGGAUGGGGAGACCCGUGUGAACUUUGCCCGCGAGUCAAUGAAGCUGCGUUUCAAACCUUGUGUCCUUACGGUCACGAAGCUGUACUGAGACCUGGAGAAGGUCGUGAGGACAUGAACGAGUGCAUUGAAAACCCGGGUAUAUGCGGCAACGGAAUAUGCAUCAACACCGACGGCUCGUUCCGCUGCGAGUGUCCGUUCGGCUACAACCUGGACUACACGGGCAUCAACUGCGUCGAUACGGACGAAUGCUCCAUUGGAAACCCUUGUGGAAACGGUACUUGCACGAACGUUCCGGGUGGGUUCGAGUGUUCCUGUCAGGAAGGUUUCGAACCGGGGCCCAUGAUGACCUGUGAAGAUAUCAACGAAUGCUCCGUAAAUCCUCUGCUCUGCGCCUUCCGUUGCGUCAACACCUUCGGCUCGUACGAGUGCAUGUGCCCGACCGGAUACGUGCUUCGCGACGACAACAGAAUGUGUCGAGACCAGGAUGAGUGUACUGAAGGUCUCGAUAACUGUGCGUCCAGCGGUAUGCUCUGCAAAAACCAAAUCGGCACUUUUAUGUGCUUCUGCCCUCCCGGCAUGACCCGUCGCCCUGAUGGAGAGGGCUGUAUGGAUCUUAAUGAGUGUCGCGCUAAGCCUGGGAUCUGUAAGAACGGUCGCUGCAUCAACACUCCUGGCAGUUACCGAUGUGAAUGUAACGAGGGUUUCGAACCAAUCUCCACUGGCACUGAAUGCAUGGAUGUAAGGAAAGGCUUCUGUUUCACUGAGGUCCUGCAGACGAUGUGUCAGCAGUCCUCCACCAAUCGUAACACCGUCACCAAGUCGGAGUGUUGUUGUAACACAGGACGCGGCUGGGGCCCGCUGUGUGAGCUUUGUCCUUUGCCAGGCACCGUACAGUAUAAGAAGAUGUGCCCGCUCGGACACGGAUACACCACUGAUGGCAGAGAUAUCAAUGAAUGCGAGGUCAUGCCCAACCUUUGUAAGAAUGGCCAGUGUAUCAACAGCAUCGGUUCUUUCCGUUGUCAUUGUAACGUGGGUUACACCAGUGACUUCUCUGGCACCUCUUGUGUCGAUCUGGACGAAUGCUCUCAGUCUCCCAAACCCUGUAAUUUCCUGUGUAAAAACACAGAAGGCAGCUAUCUAUGUUCCUGUCCAAGAGGAUACAUCCUUCAGCCUGAUGGAAAGACCUGCAAAGAUUUGGACGAGUGCUCAACCAAACAGCACAACUGUCAGUUCCUCUGUGUCAAUACCAUCGGUGGCUUCACUUGUAAAUGCCCAACAGGCUUCACACAGCACCAGACCGCAUGCAUAGACAACAACGAAUGCAGCGGAAAGUCGGAUGUGUGCGGUUCCCGCGCCUCUUGCCUCAACACGCCCGGUAGCUUCAACUGCGAAUGUCAGAAGGGCUUCUCAUUGGACACCACGGGGGUUAACUGCGAGGAUGUCGAUGAAUGUGGAGGAAACCAUCGCUGUCAGCACGGCUGCCAGAACAUGAUGGGUGGUUUCCGCUGCGGCUGCCCGCAAGGCUACGUUCAGCAUUACCAAUGGAACCAGUGUGUGGAUGAGAACGAAUGCGCCGGGAAUCAAGUCUGCGGUUCUGCAUCUUGCUACAACACAUUAGGCAGCUUUAAGUGCGUUUGUCCGUCAGGGUUCGACUUUGAACCCAUGGCCGGUGGUUGCCAGGAUGUUAAUGAAUGUGGCCAGGGCAAUAACCCCUGUAGCUAUGGCUGUUCUAACACAGAUGGCGGGUAUUUGUGUGGAUGCCCCGGGGGCUUCUACCGAGCAGGACAAGGUCACUGCAUCACAGGAGUGGGCUUCCAGGGUCAGUUUGGCUCAGAAGGUGAGGAAGAUGAGGACGCCCUGUCACCAGAGGCCUGCUAUGAAUGCAAGAUUAACGGUGACCUUGGAAAGAAAGGACGUCACAGGCGUAAUGCUGGCGACAAUGAACUCAAGGAGACGGUGAGCAUGGCCAGCAUGGACGUUCAGAAUUCCAUCCCCAUGAAUCUGAGUCUAUCACAACUGCAGAACAAAGAACCCCUUCUCGAGUUGCUUCCAGCGCUGGAGCCACUUGAACACCACGUGCGUUACAUCAUAACGCACGGAAACCACGGCGAGCAUUUCCGUUUGCUUGAGCGGCGUGACGGCAAGACUGUGCUGCGCUUGGGGCGCAGGCCAGUGUCUCCAGGAUCAUACCGCCUGGAGAUCGCCAGCUUGCCUCUGUUCGGACCGCGCAAACUCCAAGAACUGGAGGACGAGCACGACAGUGACUACCUACUGGGCGAGAUCGGUGAUGCGCUGCGUAUCAAGCUGCACAUCCACCUGCACUGAGACUGCUUGAUCCCUAACCCUUGACCCCAUGCCCUUCAUCGUAGGGCAUUAGCUCUGAGAGACUGUGUUCAUUUUACCGCCAUUUUUUCUUUUCCCCACUAAUUCCACCGAUAUAUCAAAGUAGAUUGGGUGGAAACGUACACACAGUCUGCUUUGAAUUGGCAGGCGUGUGUUAGCAUUAUUCGUUAGCAUUAGCACCCACAUUCACUAGAGGGACAAUCAGAAGUAUUUUCUUUUAUUACAGUUGAAAACUUUAAUAAUAAUGCUUAUCGUUUGAGUCUUUAGUGCACAUAAAAAUGUCGCAUUGAAAAAACACAAUAUGAAAUUUCACCCGCCAUACUGUUAUAUCUGGGGUCAAAGGGUAUUCCAUUCAGUAUUUGUAUUUGUGUCGUUCCAGUAUUGUGUUUUUGAAGAAAAUCACACAAGGACUACAUCAACUAGCACAAAUGUUCAGGUUUAAACAGUCGAGUGUUGGAAAACUCUUAUUUGAAGACCGCAUACGAUCCUCGAAACGAGAGAUUUCGGGUGCUUUUGGAGUUUGCCACACGUGUUACCUCAUUUUACAUGCCUACUCAUAUACACACAUAAACAUGCAUCAGUUGAGAUAGGAGUGGUGCUAAAUGCUAUUUUUUACUGGAACUACUCUGCGUAUUCAAUCAGGGAAUUUUCAUUCCAAAAAUGACGCUAAGGGUUUUAGCAUAUGCAUGCAACUUAGCACAAACCAAAAAAAAACAUGGCAAGUUUCUUCUGUGCUAAAAGCGCUCGUCUGCGCGUUCGACAAAGUAGCGUUUCACAAACAUAGCACAUAGGAAUGAAGAACAGGACACCAUUUCAAAUUGCAUGCAGACCCGAUGGUACAUAAAGAUUGCCAAGCCGUAUUCCAAAAUACACUCCACAAAACCACACGUUUAACCUCAAUAUGGGAACAACAAACCAAGGUGCUAAAAUUCCAACUUACGCUGUACAACGAAAAUGCUUGAUUUGUGGAUUGACAACGUGACGUUUUUUUGUUUUAUUUUGUUUGUGUGUUCUGUCUCAAUGCUGAAAAAAUCAAUAUCAAUCAAAAUGCUUGUUGAAAUCUAAAUUGUAUAUUUUAAAGUGAUAUGUAGAUUUUGUUUGUUCAUUUGUUUUUGUUUUUUUAUUCUUGAGCAUCAAGACCAAACCAAAUAUAUACAUGUAAACUUUAAAUAAUUAUCCUCGAAAAGUUGUUUGUUAGGUUUUUUACUUAAAAGCGUUUGUCGACGAGCACAACAUGCCACUGUUUACAUGAGCUUUUUUACAUUGCAACGACAACAAUGUCAGACUGUCUUCCGAAGCUGUGUCCUGAAUUCAAUCUUCUUUUGUUUUAAACAAGUAACUUGCGGCACAUUAUCGUGUUUUAUGUGUGGUGCUACAAUGACGAAACUGCUUCUUGAACAUCAACAUAACUGCACUGUACAACAGCCUGAACUGUAUUUAUGCAUAACCAUUUGUCUAACAUGAGAUCUUUGUAUACUUUCAUAUUUUUUUGUUGAUGCCACUACAUGUAAACAAACAAAUGUGUGUGUAACUGUACUGUUUGUCGAAAACAAGCAACAAACUUGAAAUAUUUCUCUCAUCAAAACUGCGACGUUCUUACGAACUUCAUACCAAAGCAACUGUACUCUGGGUGUUUAGGAUAGCGUUGUCACUUCUGAGAAAUGAUAAAUGUGCCUUGACAAGGUGUCCGCAUGGAUCUUUUCGAGCCAUAAAGAUCCAUGACCGAGACGUCCUUGAGCAUCCUUGUUACCAAAUAAUUUCAAAUGCAUUCAUUUUGUUAUGAAAAAUGCAAACAAUACCAUUUUGUACAAAUGCGUUCACGUCCAAACCAAGUGAGCCACACAGUUUUUGUAAACAUCUGUAAGAAGCAACAAUGGCAAUAAAACAACAUGGGUUAUAUUUUUAAA